UUGACCGUGCAUUCGACCGAUUAAUCGGCCUGAGCCGCCCGUGCCAUCGUUUUAAGCGUCGUUCCGUUCCGUUCCAUGCAAUUUGCGAAAAAAAAUUCGGGAAAAUUAACGAGAAAUAUGUUAUUUCCCAGUGCCAACUUAUGAAACCCGUCAUAUUGCAGUUGUGACUAGAAGAAAAACCUUUGCUUUUUCACACAGCCGGCUUUUUUCGGUUGGCUGCAAACCAACAAUAAAAAUUAGAAAAAACUCUUCCCCGUGUACGUGUACGUGUGCGUGUGUGUGCGAGUGAGCGAGUGUGUGUGUAUGUGAAGAAAACGCCGCACACUGCGAAAAUUUUCCUUUCCCCAACGGUCGAAUAUAACCGCUAAAAUUGUGGAAAAACAGGAGAAAACCCCUAAGCGGAAGAAGAAGACUGCAGCCAGUAAAAUGUCUGCAGUUUAUUCACCGCAACCGCCGCAGCAGCAGCCGCAACAGCAGCAGCAACUGCAGCAGCAGCCUCCCCCGCCACAACAACAACAACAGCAGCAACAACAAUUGCAGCAACCGCCCCCAAAUUCUGUGCCCAAUCAACAGCCUCCUGGAUCUGGAGUUGGUCCCGGCGGAGGAGGUGGGGGAGGUCCCGGUGGUGGCGGGGUAGGAAUGGGCGGACCCGGUGGAGGCGGUGUUCUGCCCAUGAGCAUGCAGCAGCAACAACAACAACGUCCGCCUAUGGGUGUGCCAGGUUCACCGGGUGGCAUAAUCUCGGGUGGUGGUGGCGGAGGUGGUGGUAUACCCGGUGGCGGUCUAAUGGUCACACCACCAUCCACACCACGCGGUGGCUCCAAUCUGCAAGGCGGUGGCGGUGGUGGUGUUGUUCCGCCUCAGGUGAACUCCGCUCAAAUCCAAAAGAUGCUCGACGAGAAUUGCGGCCUAAUCCAGACGAUUCAAGACUUCCAGAGCAUGGGCAAGGCGCAGGAGUGUAUGUCCUACCAUGUCGCAUUGCAUCGCAAUUUGGUUUACCUUGCCCAGCUGGCCGAUCCUGCCAUGAACAUCUCACAAAUACUGCCGCCACCGCACAUCCUCCAAACGCAGGCGAUGCAACAGGGCGGCCAGCAAACACCGCCAACUGGACCGCACGGUAUGCUGGGUGGUCCGCCGCAGCAACAGCAGCCGGGGCAAGGUCCGGUGCCGGGUCAACCUGGUCAGGGACCACCGCAAAUGGGCAUGCAGCAACACGUCGGUGAUCCUCAGGGUCCGCCCGUCCAAAUGCCGCCCUAUGGUGCACAGCAGCAGCAACAGCAGCCGCAACCACAUCCAGGCCUGCCUCCUGGUGCCCAACAGCAAUCUCAACAGCAGCAGCAGCAGCAGCAACAGCAGCAGCAACAGCAACAACAACAGCAGGCAGCAGCGGCGGCUGCAGCAGCAGCAGCAGCAGCCGCAGCAGCAGCUGGUCAACAACAGCAAGGACCGCAGGUCAGCCAAGCCGGUCCGCAGUCACAACAGCAACAGCAACAACAACAACAGCAACAGCAUCCCGUUUACCGUAACGCCCAGGGUCAGGGACAACCGGGAGCUGGCCAGGGACCUGGUCAGGGUCAAGGACCGGGUCAGUCCGUUAUUAAUCCGAAUGCAGCGCCCAAUCAACAGCGUCCGAACAAUGGACCCCUUCCCGGACCACAGAAUCCCCAGCAACAGCAACCGCAACCUGGAGGCCAACAGCCGCCCAAUCAGCAACAGCAGGGAGGUCCUGGUGGACCAGGACCACAGCCGGGAGCCGGAGGACCCGGUGUACCGCCACCACAGAGCCCGUAUCGUGUUAGUUACCAGCAGCAGCAGCAACAGCACGGUCACUAUCCUGGAUAUCCACCACAGCCACAGACGCAGUACCAGCCGCAGGGUGCCUAUCCCUAUGGACCGCCAUCACAGGGUUAUGGCCCACCGCCUCCGGGGCCCCCAAAUGCAGCUCAAGGUGGCUACCAUCAUGGCCCAGCCGGUGCGGCGACGGGAGCCAGUGGGCAUGGCUAUCAGACAAAUGCCGGAGCCGGACAAGGACCACCACCAGGCGCAUAUCCACCGCCACCUGGUAGCCAGCAGGUUCCACCGGUACCAGGACAACAGCAACCGCCGCCGGGACCUCCACCACCAGGUCAACCGCCAACCGGUGGACAGCAACCGCCACCAGGCCCGCCGCAAAGUCAAUACGGUCCGCCGCCACCACAGAAUCCCGCUGGAGGACCGCCCCCGAUGGGCUAUGCGGGCUAUCCACCAAAUCCUGGUCAGUAUGGUCAGGCGGGAGCGGGAGGAGGGCCUCCACCUAGUGGCUAUUGGCCACCGCCACCACCUACGAGCAGCGCUCAAAGUCCAUAUCAAGCCUAUCAACAACAGCAACAGGCGGCAGCUGGAGGCGGAGCGGGUGCACCGCCGGGAAGUAGCUAUCCGGGAGGACCGCCCACUAGCGGAGCGGCGCCACCACCACCACCGGGUGGAGCGUACAGCACAACGGCGCCGAGUCAGACGCCACCACCCCAAGGAGGCGGCGGUGCUGGCGGUGGCAACGCAAAUCCUAAUGGUCCCAACGCACAGCAAUCGACGCCGCCACCGCAGGGAGGAGCUGGUGGUGGAACGGGGCCGAGCGGACCUGGUGGAGCUGGCCAGCAAUAUGCGGGACCACCGCAGCAACAGCAACAACAACCACCAGGAGUGGUAGUUUCCGGUGUGGCGCCGCUGCCAACACAAGUCCAGCCCACUUACUCGACUCCUGGCAAUUACAAUCAACAGCCCGGUGCCCCUCCGCCGCCCAAUCAGCAGCAGCAGCAGCAACAACAACAACAGCAACAACAGGCACCACCAUCGGCUGGAGGAUCAGCUGGCGGCGGAGGAACACCCAAUGCACAGGGUCAGGGCAGCCAGCAACCGCCUCCUAAUGGAGCUACACCGCCGAUGCCACCGAAUCAAUACCAACCGGCGCCGGGAGCUCCACAAGGUCCAUACGGAGGACCACCGCCGCCACAAGCCUAUGGGCCGCCACCACCAGGUAGUGCGUAUCCCGGGCACGCGUACCAUCAACCACCCCAAGCAGGUGGCUAUGCACAAUAUCCGCCCACGCAGGGCUAUCAGGGCUAUAGGCCAGCUGGGGCACAAAUGCCUCCACCAGGAGCACCACAAGGGCCACCACCUACAGGCGCAUACGGUUACUACAGUCAACAGCCGCCUCAAUGAGGAAGGGAUAGCCUAUUACCGCCGCUGCCACCUGGCUGUCUCCAUAACAAGUAAUUUUCGGCUGGAAAUCGCUGGUUGAAGCAGGAACCUGGAGAGGAAUCACAGGCUGACCGCCAGCAAUUGCCUUGCGAGACAAGGAAAUCCGAAUAGGAUUUGAACCAGCUGAAUAAGGUUGUGCAGCGGGAGUAAUAGUAUAACUAGGACGAAGACGAGGAGGAGCGGGAGACGGGCAGAUUAUAAAAAGAUUGAGAUAAAGUAAUUAAGAAUAUUGUAUCAGAGUAUAGAGGAGGAGGACUACGAUUAGCGGUAAAGGAAAACCCGCAAACACGUAGGAAUUACGAUUAGGAGAACAAGAAAAGUUAGCAUAAGACUAAAAGUAGCAGAAAAAACGAACGAAAAAUUAAGAUUAGAUGAGAUGUAAUUCAGAAAUGAAAAUUCAGGGUUCCCUAAAUAGAAAUACAGCACUUUCCUCAAAUUUCAAUUGAGCUGAAAAUAAAUAGAAAAGAACAUUUUAGAUGUUUCGGUGAUAGAUGGAAGAGGAGCUAAAAAAUAUAGAAAACGAACCGAAACAGUAGGUAUAGACUCUAGAACAAGAAAGGAAAAGCGAUUUAGGAUUAGGUAAGCAGAUUAAAAUGCGCAAGCGAACAAGAAAUCAGUGUCCUAGGCCCAAGAACCAGACAAAAAUGGGUGGGUCGAUUUCUAAGGAUCGGAUAGAUCGACAAAUCAAUAGCGUUCAUUUCCGUUUUAAAACGCUGAAAGCAAAUCCGAAACAAAGAUCAAUUGGGAAUAACUUUGUAUUUUGAUUCGUCAUUUAGAAUUGUAAUUAACCGUGUCGUCUCUUAAGAAUUGUGAGCUAUUGGAUUGUAUAACAUAAAUGAAGGGGUUUUCAUAGAAUUACCCAAGUUUCUAUUAUUUAUAAUGGCCCUCUCCAAUCUGUACUAAAAAUCCAUAGUAAUCGACCCAUCCCAUUAUUUAUAAUUAAUUCUCUCUCUUAAGUAGGUUCCGCUCCUCUUAAAAAACGAUUAUUCUAAACGAUUUAUACAUAAAUAUAUAUAUAAACUUAAGUCUAAGUCUAUAGAACAGGACGAGGAAGCAGCAGAAUAGUGCAUGUUUUAAAAUUAAUAACCCCUUAACUGUUUAAACUAUCAUAUAUAUAUUUUUUUUUGUAUUUUUGUAGAUGUCUGUUUUUAAAGUUCAUGCAUUUUUUGUGAAGCAAUUUUACAGUUAAUUAUUCUUGGUCCCCAUUUUCUUCCAGUAGUUUUUUUUUUUUGGUGAAUAAUGUAAUUUGUAAAAUCAGCACAUAUAUCUAUAUGAUAAGCUUAAAUUUACUAUUUAAAGUAAAACUAAUAACAAUAAAUAGCAAGCGAAAAACAUGAAUAAAUCAUAAACAUUUUAAAUAAUACGGAAACCGAGAAUAUAUAUUCUAUAUACAGAAAAUAAGAAAAUCAAAUGGAAAUGAUGCAAAACGAUUCGGUGAAUUUUGUAAUCCAUUGGAAAUUUGAAUAAAAAGGAGAAGGAGCAGUGUACAGUGAACACUCUCGAUGCAGAUCCAUAUAUACAUAACAAUGCCAACAAUCCUGAAAACAUGUUCUUGAAUUAUAUUAGAUCGGAACUAUUUAAAAUGUAAACAUAAAAAACUGUAUAUGUAAGUGCUGUUAACAACUUUUACAAUUCAUUGCUUGCACUAAAAAAAAGUUCGAAAUUAAUAUCUAAAUUAUUUAUUAAAUAAAGAAAUUAUUUAAGAUUAGUUAAAAUGUAAUCCUAAGAUGCGUAAAAUUAUUUUGAAAACAUAUUCUCGGAGCUCAUUGUGGCAAUGUAAAAUUGAAUUUAAUAUUUUCAAAAGUUCCACUAGACAUAUAGAAUCGUUCUCGCUCUAAUUAAGAGCCUGGCUAUUUCUGCACUGCUCUAAUCCGAUCUGAUAUAAUCUGAUUCGAUAUUAACGAUUACUUCAUGAUCCACAUCGAGACAACAUUUAGAUAUAUGUAUAUCAAAUAGCAUUUAGAAAUUUCUAUUUUCGAAAUGCAAAAUAAAAACAAAUUGAAAAGGUUCUAAAAACA
Molecule: messenger RNA, 5255 nt
Organism: Drosophila eugracilis
Lineage: Eukaryota; Metazoa; Arthropoda; Insecta; Diptera; Drosophilidae
Product: basic proline-rich protein
Exons: 3
Coding region: 427-3198 (923 amino acids)
Source: RefSeq, a predicted model, not a curated record